UGAGUCCACGAUUUGGAAGAACUGCUGAUCGCGAUAUUGUGCCAAAAAGCACGUUCUUGAGAGUUCGUGUGAAUCGAUAAGCCAACCCAUGCCGGUGGCUUGGAGUACGUCAUGGAUGCUGGUACAUCUGGAGACCCCGGAUUUAAGAUUCUGGGCCUGCGCAAGUUUCGGUACUUGGCUGUCAAACAAAAGAUCAGCUUCCGGAAGUUGCAACUUGCAAGUUGAUCGAUACUCUGUUGUUCAACAUGUUUGCCAAAACUAUCUUGACUGUCGCCGCUGCUCUGGGCGUUGCCAGUGCGCAGACUGGACCUGGCUUCCCCGUGCCUGCAUCCCAGAGCCUCGUCGUGAGAUUUGGGAACAACACUGUCUCCCCUGCUGGAGAGCUGAUUCCUCGUCCUGAAACCGCCAACCCUCCCAACAUCAGCGUUACAGCCUGGCCGACGUUGUCCAACAACAAUGACACUACUCCACCACCUGGUGUCCUCCUCAUUGUGGACCUUGACGUCCCACGCAACGGCUCUCGAGUCCAGCUUGUGCACUGGGUUGCCUCAAACGUGACUCUCGGACCUCGCGUCUCUACCUCGAACUCGACACCCCUCGUCAUCCCAAACGCGCCAGUACCCUACCUGCAGCCAUCUCCUCCUGUAGGCGAUGUACCGCACUCAUACAACGUCGUGGUGUUCCAGCAGCCCGCUAACUUCUCCAUCCCUGCGCAGUACAGCAACCUCACUAACAACCGCGUACCCUUCAACGUCAGUCAAUUCGUCCGCGACACUGGGCUGGGUCAACCGAUCGGCGGCAGCUACUUCCAGGUGCAGAACUUGACUGGAACGCCUACCACUACUUAUCCGCCAGCGAGGUCUCCUACGUCGACUAGUGGUGGUAAUGGAAGCUCGCCAGCGCCGUUUCCUGGUGCUGCGGCACAGUUGGUGGGAGACAGGGCAUUAUGGGUUGGUAUUUCGACCAUAUUAAUUGCUGGAUGCGCUGCUUUCGCCUUGUAGAGGUUAGAAUCGGGGCCACAUGUAGAAGCAGAUGAUAAUAUGAAGCAACAAUGAAGGUGCAUUUGAGUGAAUGCUGGCCCACGUGCAUCGCUGAUGUCAUCGAGCACUAAACCCGUUGAGCCGCGCGCGGUUAAGAAUGCGAGAUCGCUGGUCAUUGGCGGGGUGGUGGGGUAGCAAUUCAGAGUCAAUAAGGGCGCAACAAACAUCAAUUGCGCGCCCGGGAUUGACUGUACGCGUCUCCAGAGCAAAUGGCUGUAGUUUGAACGAAUGAAUGAAUCGCUCUUGUUUGAGCUACAACAACCCCUAUCUCGCUGCAUCGACGUUUGCGUCGCGACUUUUCCGACGCGCAAAUCUUCUGAUUGGACCAACCAAUUAACGAAAAGUUGCAGGCGGCCA
This is a messenger RNA of Macroventuria anomochaeta, 1397 nucleotides long. Its product is annotated as PEBP-like protein. Lineage: Eukaryota; Fungi; Ascomycota; Dothideomycetes; Pleosporales; Didymellaceae. The record is from RefSeq and is a predicted model, not a curated record. Gene Ontology annotation, biological process: regulation of Ras protein signal transduction; regulation of proteolysis. The transcript is spliced from 2 exons. Gene Ontology annotation, molecular function: phospholipid binding; peptidase inhibitor activity. The coding region runs from base 246 to 1001 and encodes 251 amino acids.